Molecule: messenger RNA, 1385 nt
Organism: Macaca mulatta (Rhesus monkey)
Lineage: Eukaryota; Metazoa; Chordata; Mammalia; Primates; Cercopithecidae
Gene: RCCD1
Product: RCC1 domain containing 1
Source: RefSeq, marked validated
CUGCUGCGGUCCCGGACUGAGCCAGGUGGCGGACUGAAGAGCGCGCUGCUGGGGCAUGGCGGAGGAGCGGCCAGGGGCCUGGUUCGGCUUCGGUUUUUGCGGCUUCGGGCAGGAGCUGGGCUCCGGACGCGGGCACCAGGUGCACAGCCCUAGUCCUCUGCGGGCGGGCGUCGACGUCUGCCGCGUGAGCGCAAGCUGGAGCUACACCGCCUUCGUGACUCGUGGAGGCCGCGUGGAGCUGUCGGGCUCAGCCAGCGGCGCGGCGGGCGGCUGCAGGGACGCGUGGGCCUCGGAGGGGCUCCUCCUGGUGCUGCGCGCUGGGCCGGGGCCUGAGGCGUUACUGCAGGCCUGGGCGCCCGACUCGGCGCUGCGUGGGGAGCCCUUGUGGGCCCACAAUGUGGUGCCCGAGGCCGUAGAGGAAGACGAUCCGGGCGGUGAGGCCCAGAUUGGGAGGUUACCCCUGUUGCCCUGCGCCCGUGCCUACGUGAGCCCGCGGCCUCCCUUCUACCGGCCUCUGGCUCCGGAGCUGCGGGCGCGCCAGCUGGAGCUGGGCGCCGAGCACGCGUUGCUGCUAGACGCGGCUGGUCAGGUGUUCUCCUGGGGCGGGGGCAGGCAUGGACAGCUGGGCCAUGGGACCCUGGAGGCAGAGCUGGAGCCACGGCUAUUGGAGGCGUUGCAGGGCCUAACCAUGGCUGAGGUGGCCGCAGGGGGCUGGCAUUCUGUGUGUGUGAGUGAGACUGGGGAUAUUUAUAUCUGGGGCUGGAAUGAAUCGGGGCAGCUGGCCCUGCCCACCAGGAACCUGGCAGAGGAUGGAGAGACUGUCGCAAGGGAAGCCACAGGACUGAAUGAAGAUGGUUCUCAGGUGAAGAGAACGGGCCGGGUUGAGGAUGGAGCCCCUGCCCCCUUCAUAGCCGUCCAGCCCUUCCCAGCAUUACUGGAUCUCCCCUUGGGCUCAGAUGCAGUCAAGGUCAGCUGUGGAUCCCGGCACACAGCUGUGGUGACACGAACAGGGGAGCUCUACACCUGGGGCUGGGGUAAAUAUGGACAGCUGGGCCACGAGGACACCACCAGCUUGGAUUGGCCCCGCCGUGUGGAAUACUUUGUAGAUAAGCAACUCCAAGUAAAGGCUGUCACCUGUGGGCCCUGGAACACCUACGUGUAUGCCGUGGAGAAAGGGAAGAGCUGACGUGUGUAUGUAUUAUGUAUAUACAACACCUGUGAAACCCCCCAUUCAGGUCAAGGAAAACCAUUGCCUGCACCCCAAGGGCCCCGUAUUUGCCCCUUCCCAUCACAGUCCUGCCUUUCACCCUCAAGCACCAUCCUAAAAUUGUCUGCACUUUAGAAACACCUGGAGAAAGUUGAAAACUCUGCUGCCUAAGAUCAGC